Molecule: messenger RNA, 1764 nt
Organism: Jatropha curcas
Lineage: Eukaryota; Viridiplantae; Streptophyta; Magnoliopsida; Malpighiales; Euphorbiaceae
Source: RefSeq, a predicted model, not a curated record
AUGAAUGAUUUUUACACACAGCUUAAGAUCCUAUGGGAUGAGCUGUUGGUUCUUAGACCAAUACUUGCAUGUACGUGUAUCAAUGCAUGUAAUUGUGGAGCAGUUACACAAUACAGAAGAAACUUUGAGAAUGAACAAGUCAUAAGAUUCUUAGGAGGCUUAAAUGAGAGAUUUGAGUCUGUUAAAUCUAAUGUGUUAAUGAUGGAUCCUCUUCCUGAUUUAACUAAAGUUUUCUCGAUGGCAAUACAGCAAGAAAGGCAGAUUAAUUAUAGUUCACAAUCUGAGUCAAAGAUUAUGCUCAACAAGUCUUAUAGACCAAGUUUUGGUGCUAAAAACAGUUGCUACAAGAGAAUUGGCUAUCCUCCAGGAUUCAAGCCAAGAAACAAUUACAAUUCAGGGAGAUCAAAUGUGAUUGCAAAUGCAGCAAAUGCAGCAGUCAAUGCAGUUUAUGGAGAUCAACAGAAUCCUUCUUAUUAUCAAAAUGCAAGUGAAUUUUAUGAUCCUAACUCUAAUGUGUUUCCUAUUCAAGCUGUGGAGAAUAACUUCACAAACUGUUCAAGGAGUGCAACUCAACAACAACCAUCUGAAGCAACUAUUUCUUUUACACCAGAUCAAUAUAACAAGAUUAUGACACUCAUUAAUCAAGAUUCAGCAGAUGGCACAGCACAUACAAUCAAUAGAGAGCAUGCAGUCAACAGCAUCAUAGCAACCAAUGAUCAACAAUCAGCAAUUUCCAUAUCUACUCAAACACAGAAAACAGGUAUAUUAAAAUCUGUAUCUAAUUCUGUGUGGAUUUUGGACAGUGGAGCUACAGACCAUAUAUGCAAGUCUCUUGAUAUGUUUACAACUUUUAAAAGAAUUUCACCAAUAAAAGUAAAGCUGCCAAAUGGAGAAUACCUAUUAGCUCAUUUUUCUGGCACUGUUGUUUUUUCAGAAGUAUUUUCCCUUAAAGAUGUGCUGUAUAUACCUGGAUUUGCUUUCAAUCUUGUCUCAGUUAAAAGCCUUAUUGCUCAACUACAUUGUUCACUCUUUCUCUAUAAUGAUUUAUGCCUAAUCCAGGAUUUCAAGACCUGGAAGAUGAUUGGUAUAGCUAAAGUGUUCCAUGGACUAUACAAGUUGCGUAUGAAUAUGUAUAAGCUAAUAGUGUUCCAGGACUAUACAAAUUAUUAUGCAGUAGAGGGUAUAUUACAUCAAACUACUUAUCCAGAAACCCCAGAGCAAAAUACAAUUGUAGAAAGAAAGCAUCAGCAUACACUCAAUGUCACUAGAAGUCUUCUAUUUCAAGCUAAUUUGCCAAAGAUUUUUUGGAAUUUGCCAAAGAUUUUUUGGAAUUUUGCUGUACUGCAUGCCACUUAUCUCAUUAAUAGAAUUCCAACUCCACUAUUGCAGGAAUGCUCUCCGUAUGAAAAACUUUAUCAUAGCCUACCAGAUAUUUCAACCUUAAAGGUUUUUGGGAGCUUGUGUUAUGCCAAUACUUUGCACGCUGGGAGAACUAAGUUGGAACCAAGAGCUCAAAAAUGUGUGUUUUUAGGCUACAAAGAGGGUACCAAAGGGUAUUUAAUGCCGAAUUUGCAUACUAGAGGAUUACUGGUUUCAAGGAAUGUCAUAUUCUAUGAAACUAUUUUUCCUUAUUCAGAAAAACAGUUUCAACCAUUAUUGCCUCAAGUUAAUGACACAUAUGUAGAUGCAGACUGUGUUCCUAUGUUGCCUGCAGCAGAUGCAGUCACUGCAGCAGAGCAGAUGCAGUCACUGCAGCAGAUGUAG